AUGGCGCCCAAAGUGGAUCCAGGCGGACAUCAAACCGGACAGAAGCGCAAGGGGAAUGCGACAGAUGGCGGAGGCUGGCGCAACAAGCGACAGAAGACGCAGCGCGAUGCUCGCACACUGGCGGUGCAGACGAGCUCCAAGGCCUUCAAGAACGGAGAGCUCGACGUAGGAGCUUUUGUCAAGGCUCGCGAGUAUGAGAUCCGCGCACUCGAGGAAGGCAUGUCUCGGGCCAGGAAGGGUCUUACACAACGAGCUUUCCAGCAAGUGCCUAAGGACUUGAGACGCAGGACAGCCAGUCACAAUGCGAAGAGAGUGCCCAAGAGACUGCGCCGUCAGGCCGUGCGAGAGGUCGGUCGACUCAGAAUCCUGACUGGACAUAUGCGUCUUCGCAUCGACACCGUCAACCGUCUACGCACCCUCAGCCGCAAGAACAAGCUGUCGUCUGACCAGGGAAUUGCAAAGUAUCGCAAACGUCAGAUACACAAGACCUGCUAUCGUCCCACUCAUCGUGCGAGUAAAGACCGAGGUGCUAUUGCUUGGGACACAAGCUACAUGUCUACAAUCUCCAUACACGGUAAUCAACAGAGUAUAGAAUCUCUUCUUCGUGCUUUGGGUGUUGGCUCGUCAGAUGCCGCCUGGUCUGCACGAGGCCAGAGGUGGAGACACGGCUCUCGUACGUGGCAAGGUUGGCUGUAUGAGCGUGACAUGUAUCCAUCUCACCCGAUCGCUCCUGCCACAGUAAUUUGGCGAGCAGAUCCGAAAUCUUCUGCGAAGCAGUCUCGUCAGAUUCUUAUCCGUAUUCAUCCAUCAGCCUUCUCGCAGCUCUGGGACGAGCUCACCCGACUGGUCAAGAUCCAGAAACCUCAAUUGACUGUUGAAGAUUUGCGAUUCGAGGUUGGAAGUAUCGAGAUUGUGGGCCCUGCUUCGACCGAAGCUUUGACGAGUGCUCUUCGUCCUGUUGCUAGCGAAGGGGACAAGGCAUCCACUGAGAAGAAUUGGUCAUUAUUAGCAGGCGUACAAACACCAUCGGCUUUGCCUGCAAACGCUCUGCUCGCUUUCGAUGUAUCUGAUCCUCGACUACACCAUCCGCCCCGAACUGUAUCUUCAGCUGUGCAGACACAGCAAUCGCAACAGCAAUUGCUUGAAUUGCUAACAGAAUGGUCAUUCGAUACUGCACAAACAGCACCAGGCAUUUUCGACCGCGCAAGAAGACAAGCAUGUUGCCGCGCAUUGCAGAGCCAGAAAAAUAUCAACCGCCGCAAAUCUGCCGCCACGCCAGGUGCCUACCCUGAGGCUCUCCCUCAAGAUCCUCGCAUUCCCAUAAUGGCAUUCCCUCUCAUGUACUAUCCCAUAUCGACUGGCGGACAGGUGAGAAUGGGAGGUCUGGAAGAGCAACGCCAGGUUGCCUUUGAGACUGGCAUGCCUUGGUUCCCUGGUGAUUUCCCAGGUACCAAAGCGGGUGAUCUUUGGGAGGCCUCAGAGAGUGCCAGAAGAAAGGCUCAGUGGGAAGCAAAACCCAAAGGCAAAAGGGUUGAGUGGGACAGCGUCGCAUUGGCCCCUGGCAGAAAAGGUGAAGAAGGCAAUGGAUGGGCAUGUGAUUGGGCCUACUGCUUUGGAAGCACCGCGGAUGAAAAAGAUGAUGCUUCGUCAAAGAUUCAUCACAUUGGUUCGAGUCUUGCUCGGAGCGUGGUUGCUGGUCAGGCCACGUCUAUAGAGCAUCAGUCUCAUGCUGUCUCUACCGUCCGCAUCACUCUGCUCGGACGUGGGACACCUGAACCUUGCGCACGAAUCUACCGCUUGCCAGCCGUACCUGGAACAGAAAAGCCGUCACUACGCGACCAGUGGCUCGCCCUUGACCCGGCUCGAACAAGCUCUUGCACCCAGAAGAAGAAGCGCCAGCGAAGCUUGCCAUUGUCUGUGAUGAAGUCUACUUCCACAACCGACGUGCAACGACAAUUGGCCGCAGACUUGUUGCAACCUCCCCAGUCCGAUGACGAACACGACUGCAGCCCUCCGCUUCCUGGCAAAGAGGACCUCAUCGGCUUUGUCACAAAAGGUGAGUUCAGUCUGACUGAAGGUAGGGGUGUCGCUAUUGGCAGUGUCUUUGUACAGGCUCUUGCCGAGGCUGUCAAUGCCACCAACAAGGAAUCACACAUUUGCAUUGUCAGAAACGCUGGAGAAACAGUGGGCAGACUCGGGAGAUUGGAAUUCGUGUAA
Molecule: messenger RNA, 2217 nt
Organism: Aureobasidium musti
Lineage: Eukaryota; Fungi; Ascomycota; Dothideomycetes; Dothideales; Saccotheciaceae
Source: the annotation of a GenBank genome assembly